Chionomys nivalis (European snow vole) is the source of this 823-nucleotide messenger RNA. It is a transcript of the gene Pold4, whose product is annotated as DNA polymerase delta 4, accessory subunit. Gene Ontology annotation, cellular component: delta DNA polymerase complex. Lineage: Eukaryota; Metazoa; Chordata; Mammalia; Rodentia; Cricetidae. Gene Ontology annotation, molecular function: DNA-directed DNA polymerase activity. Bases 178 to 501 code for a protein of 107 amino acids. The transcript is spliced from 4 exons. Gene Ontology annotation, biological process: DNA-templated DNA replication; DNA synthesis involved in DNA repair. The record is from RefSeq and is a predicted model, not a curated record.
UCUCUGGAGCCUAGGGACUUCCUCUCUCUUGCUUGUCUGGGUCAGCUUGUCUGUCCAUCGCUGGCCCAUCUCUCUCUGGCCCUCUCUCUCACUCUCAGCAGCUGUCUCUCACAGGCCCGCUGCCCUGCCUUUUCUUUCCCGCUAUUGCCUCCUGCUCUGCCUGCCUGGGUGGCCGCCAUGGGCCGGAAGCGAUUCAUCACUGACUCCUACCCUGUUGUGAAGAAGAGGGAGGGGCCCCCUGGGCACAGCAAGGGGGAGCUGGCACCAGAGCUAGGAGAAGACACCCAGUCCCUCAGCCAAGAGGAAGCAGAGCUGGAGUUGCUGAGGCAGUUUGAUCUGGCCUGGCAGUAUGGGCCUUGCACAGGUAUCUCGCGGAUGCAGCGCUGGCAUCGGGCAGAGCAGAUGGGCUUGAAGCCCCCUCUAGAGGUGCACCAGGUGCUGAAGGCACACCCCGAAGACUCCCGCUUCCAAUACAGCCUCUGGCAUCUCUACCCGCUCUGAGGUAUCACCUAGGGUGUCCUUCUCUUGAUAUCUAGCUACCAAGAACUUCAGGACAGAAUCCAUGGCCAGUAGAUUCCGCUCUGCUCAGCUCUGGAGAAACAGCAGGCUGACUACGGAGGUCCUCCUGGUUCAGUCUCUUAUCUGCCUAAGCAACAGGCUCCUGACACUCCUGAGACCCUGUGUAGCUGAAGUCGAACACCUCAAGGACCUAAUCAUGGCCACCAGACGCUACACUCGCGACACUUGUACAGCCUGGCACAAAGCCAAAUGUCAGCAUAUGAGAAUCAAGGAGUUCACUACUGCUUACAAUAAAGUACAUUAA